This is a messenger RNA of Python bivittatus (Burmese python), 1048 nucleotides long. It is a transcript of the gene NDUFS8, whose product is annotated as NADH:ubiquinone oxidoreductase core subunit S8. Gene Ontology annotation, molecular function: NADH dehydrogenase activity; 4 iron, 4 sulfur cluster binding. NCBI's taxonomy places the organism in Eukaryota, Metazoa, Chordata, Lepidosauria, Squamata, Pythonidae. The record is from RefSeq and is a predicted model, not a curated record. Gene Ontology annotation, cellular component: membrane; respiratory chain complex I. Gene Ontology annotation, biological process: mitochondrial respiratory chain complex I assembly; mitochondrial electron transport, NADH to ubiquinone.
CGGCUUCCCGUGGCGCCGGGAAAUUCUUCCGCUGAGAGGAGAGUCGGGGGAGAGCGUAGUAGCAUCAGAUUGCUGAGACCUUCAAGAGUGCCCCAGAGGACAUAGAAAUGCGCAUGCGUUACUCAGGCUGGUGAUGGCGCAGGCUCCUUGGCGAGGUUUUCAGGCGAAAGAGGUAGCUUCGAAGCGAGUUGCGCAUGCGCGUUACUGUUGCCCAGCGUUCGAUGGAUUGGGUCUUCCGAAGAGUUAGAAGGAAAGAUUCUUUUCUGCGGAGUCUUGUGCUUUUGAAGCUCUCUGCGCUUCCUCCUUUGUUCCAUGAAUAGGAGUCCUAGACUCAAGCUGAAAAUGUUUGUCCUCUGGAUGAUGCGCCAUGUUUCCCAGACAGGGAUUCCGGUGUGCCUGAGUCUUACCCGACAUCUCAGCAGCACAGCCUCCAGAGCUUCCUACAAGUAUGUGAAUGCAAGGGAGGAGCCAACAGAUUGGAAAUCGGUCACUGACAAAGCUGCACAGACUCUCCUGUGGACAGAACUUAUCCGAGGUUUGGCUACAACCAUGAGUUAUGUAUUUCGAGAGCCUGCCACCAUCAACUAUCCUUUUGAGAAGGGCCCGUUGAGUCCACGAUUCCGUGGAGAGCAUGCCCUGCGCAGAUACCCAUCUGGAGAGGAGCGAUGCAUUGCUUGCAAGCUGUGUGAAGCGGUGUGCCCUGCUCAGGCAAUCACUAUUGAGGCAGAGACUCGAGCUGAUGGUAGCCGCAGGACCACUCGCUAUGACAUUGACAUGACCAAAUGCAUCUACUGUGGAUUCUGCCAGGAAGCCUGUCCUGUUGAUGCUAUUGUGGAGGGCCCCAACUUUGAAUUCUCCACUGAGACACAUGAAGAGCUUCUAUACAACAAAGAGAAGCUGCUCAACAAUGGAGACAAGUGGGAAGCUGAGAUUGCUGCUAACAUAGAAGCUGAUUACUUGUAUCGAUAACAGAACAUUUCCCUCGGCCUUUGCAUAUCCUUAUCAGCAUGCUCAUCCAGUCAAGUCUGUAAUAAAGGGCAUGCACUCA